Molecule: messenger RNA, 4274 nt
Organism: Gopherus flavomarginatus (Mexican gopher tortoise)
Lineage: Eukaryota; Metazoa; Chordata; Testudines; Testudinidae
Exons: 4
Coding region: 67-3849 (1260 amino acids)
Cellular component (GO): membrane
Molecular function (GO): GTPase activity; GTP binding; ATP hydrolysis activity
Source: RefSeq, a predicted model, not a curated record
UCGCGCCCUCUCAGCUCCCAGAGCUGCUGCCAAUGACUGGAUGUGGUUGCAUUAAGAGCUGGAAAGAUGGAGUUACCAAAAGGUGCUAUGGCUGGUAGAUCACAGGAGUUGGAUUUUAAGCUCCCCACUAUGUCCAAGGAGGAUCUUGAAGAGCUACAGGAUGCCAUCGACAGAGGAAAUCUUUCAGCAGCAGCUUCCAAAGUUCAGGAAUCCCUGGAGCUAUUGAAAAAUGCCAGGCUCGACAUUGCCAUCAUGGGGGAGGCAGGCGCUGGGAAAUCAUCCUUCAUCAAUGCCAUCCGAGGUUUGAAAGAUGAUGAUCAAGAUGCAGCCAUGGUUGGCAUCUUGGAAAUGACAAUGGAGCGAUUCGCAUAUUCUUAUCCUAAACUCCCCAAUGUGAGGAUGUGGGACCUACCGGGAAUCGGGAUUUCAAGAUUCCGGCCUGACCUCUACCUCCAGCAGGUCAACUUUGCCCACUAUGAUUUCUUCAUCAUCCUUGUUUCACACAGGUUCAGAUCCAUGCACGCUGACCUGGUUUGGGAGAUCCAGAGGAUGGGGAAAAAGUUCUACUAUGUGCAUUCCAAGGUGGACAUGGACUUGUGUAACGAGAGAAGGAAAAAGAACUUCAGCCAGGAGGAUGUCCUGCAGAGAAUCCGAAGUAAUUGCAUCGAGUCCCUGCAGAGACAAGGGGUGAGCUCUCCACAGGUUUUCCUCAUCUCCAGAUGGGAAUUCGACAAGUAUGAUGGUCCCCGACUGCAAGAAGCCCUGGCAGAUGAACUCGAUGCUCACAAGAGACAUGUCUUCCUUCUUGGCCUAUCCAGCAUUUUCAGACCCAUCUUUGACAGGAAGAUGAAAGUCCUGCAGGGACAGGUCAGGGUACAAGCCCGCACCAUCUCCGCCAGUCUUAUCCCAGGUCUCUCCAUUGCUUGUGAUGUUCCCCAGUUGAUGGGAUGCAUGGCAAGUUACUGCAAGAUCUUUGGCUUGGAUGAUGACUCCCUGGUUAACCUUGCUCAGCGGGUUGGGAAGCCUGUCGUGGACUUGAGAGCUGUGAUAAGGUCUCCCAUAGGCAAAGAAAUAUCUAGUCGUUUUACUUUGAAUCUGCUGGCCAAGGCCAGAGCUGAUUGCAUGACAAGAACCAGGCAUAUCCUCAGUGCGAUACCAUUGAUUGGUGGUUUGGUGGAGGCACAGAUGGCUUUUUCGGUCACGUGCACCGUCCUACAGCACUUUCUGGAUAACGUGGCUGAAGAUGCCCAAAGGGUCCUGAUCAAGGCAUUGGAAGUGGAAGAGAAAAAGGAGCUGGAUGCUACUGGAGAAGCUUCAUCUGGUAUAUUUCUAGAUCUGGACAUUAAACUCCCUAGUAUGUCAGAGGAGGAAUUCAAACAGCUAAAGGCCGCGAUUCAAAUGGGGAGCCUUUCUGAAGUAGUUUCCAAACUGGAGCAAUCAAAAACCACUAAGCUCAAUGUCGCCAUCACGGGAGAGUCAGGAUGUGGGAAAUCAUCCUUCAUCAAUGCCAUGCUUGGUCUGGAUGAUGAUGACAAAGAUGCAGCCAAGGUUGAUGUGGUGGAAACAACAAUGGAGCCAACUCCUUAUCCUCAUCCUAAACAUCCAAACAUUACCAUGUGGGAACUUCCAGGAAUUGGGAUGCCAAGUUUCCGGCCUGACAGGUACCUCCAGCAGGUCAAUUUUGCCUGCUAUGAUUUCUUCAUUAUCAUCGCUUCAGAGCGGUUCAGAUCUACACAUGCUGACCUGGCCCAGGAGAUCCACAGGUUGGAGAAGAAGUUCUUCUUUGUGCGCUCCAAAGUGGAUGUAGACUUGCAAAAUGAAAAAAGCUUCAGUGAGGGGAGGAUAUUGCAAAAAAUCAGAGAUGAUUGUGUGACAUGGUUUCAGGGAGAAGGGAUGAGCUCCCCACAGGUUUUCCUUGUCUCCAGAUGGGAGUUUGGCAAGUACGAUUCUCCACAACUACAGGAAACUCUGGCAGAUGACCUCGACUUGUUCAAGAGACAUGUUUUCCUUCUUUCUCUGCCCAACAUUUCCAGACCUAUCCUGGAAAGGAAGAAGAAAGCCCUGCAGGGAGAGGUCUGGAAACAAGCCCUGGUGUCCUGCACCAUCUCUGCCAUUCCUAUCCCAGGUCUCCCUGUCGUUUGUGACAUUCCCUGGUUGAUGGGCUGCAUGGCAAGUUACCGCAAGGCUUUUGACUUGGAUGACGACUCCCUGGUUUACCUUGCCAAGAUGACUGGGAAGCCCAUCGCAGACUUGAGAGCCGUGGUAAGGUCCCCUCUAACUGAAGAAAUAUCAAAGGAUAUUACGUUGAAUCUGCUGGCCAAGGCUAAAGCUGAUUACAUGACAAGAACAAAACGUAUCCUCAGUGGGUUACCAUUGGUUGGUACAUCUAUCGAGGCAGAGUUGUCUUUUUGGGUCACCUACACUGUCCUGCGGCGCUUUCUAGAUGACAUCGCUGAAGAUGCCCAAACUGUUCUGACGAAGGCAUUGGACGAAGAAGAGAUAGUGGAGAUGGCGGCUACAGAAGAGGCAUCAAGGAGCCUAUUUCAAGAUCUGGAUGUUAAAGUCCCUGGUAUGUCCGAGAAGGAGGUUGAAGAGCUAAAGGCUGCCAUUGAAACAGGGAGCCUUUCAGAAGCAGCUCAAAAAGCACAGGAGGCCCUGGAGCUGUCAAAAAACACCAACCUCAACAUCGCCGUCACUGGGGAGUCGGGAUCUGGGAAAUCGUCCUUCAUCAACGCCAUGCUGGGCUUAGCCGACGAUGACAAAGGAGCGGCCGAGGUUGGCAUCAUAGAAAUAACAACAGAGCCAAUCGCUUAUCUGCAUCCCACGCUCCCCAAUGUGAAGAUGUGGGACCUUCCUGGGAUCGGGACUCCAAGUUUCCGGCCUGACACCUAUUUUCAGCAGGUCAGCUUUGCCCGCUAUGACUUCUUCAUCAUUGUCACUUCGAAGCGCUUCAGCUCCUGUAACGCAGACCUGGCCCAGGAGAUCCAGAAGAUGGGGAAGAAGUUCUACUUUGUGCGCUCCAAAGUGGACGAGGACUUGAGAAACGAAAGUAGAAAAAGAAACUACGACCAGGAGACCAUCUUGCAGAAAAUCCGAGACGACUGUGUGGAGAAGCUGAGGAGUGAAGGGGUAAACUCCCCGCAGGUUUUCCUCAUUUCCAGGUGGGAAUUUGACCAAUACGAUUCUCCCCAACUGCAGGAAACUCUGGCCAACGAACUGGACUCUCACAAGAGACACAUUUUCCUCUUGGCGCUUCCCAACAUCUCUAGGCCAAUCCUGGAUAAGAAAAAAGAAGCCCUGAGGAACCAGAUCUGGAAACGAGCCCUGAAGUCGUGCGCUAUUGCGGCUGUUCCUAUCCCCCACCUCUCUGUCUCAUGUGAUGUUGACAUCCUGGUGGAAUCCAUGACCGAGUACUGCAAAGUCUUUGGUUUGGAUGAAGAAUCCCUCGAUAGACUCUCCAAACAGGUCAAGAAACCCGUGUCUCAGUUGAAGGGUGUGAUCAAGACCCCAUUGGCCAAGGAACUAUCAAGAGAAGAUGCUUUGGAGCUGCUGGGCCAGGUUUCAGGUAGUGCAGUGAGGUACACUUACAGUCGAUAUCUCCACAGCUUCGUCAAAUCGUCUAAGCCUACUGAUCUUGCCUGGGAGCAAGGGGACAAGGAGAUGGGUGAAACCAUGAUAAAAAUUAAAAAGUACAUAAGCCUCCUACCAGUGUGUGGAACCCUCCUAGCUGCAGAGAUCUCGUUCCUAGUCACAGCCUACGCCCUGCAUUACUUUCUGGAUGGCGUUGCUGAGGAUGCCCAUCGGGUGCUCACCCAGGCUCUGGAGGUGGCUGAGAAAAAGUCUGUUUAGUGGCACCAGGGAGGAUGUUCUUGCAGUCAGAGUGUUGGAGUGUGACUCAGGAGACCUGCCUCCACCACAGCAUGCCUGUGUGACCUUCAUCACAUCUAGUCAUCUCUGUGCCUUAGUUUCCCCUGCCUAUAACAUGGAGAGAAUAAUCCUUUGUCUACUUAGACUGUAAGCUCAUUGGAGGCAGAAACUGUGUCUCUCUCUGGUGCAAUGGGGCCCUGAUCUGGGUCGGGGUUGUAGAGAUAUGUUUAUUGAAGAUUAUAAUUUAGAGACGCUCCCACAUAAUGGACUGUAUUACGAAUGCAGGAAUGUAGGAUGUGCCCUGGGAGCUGGGUUGAGAACCCAGUACAGCUGUGCACAGCAGUUCAGAAACAAGCUAGAAGCUCUUUAGUGUGUUUGAUUAAAGUUGUAUUCUUGUGUGUCACAGA